UCUUCGCAACAUCUGUCUGUCAACAUUUUACCGCACUUUUUUUUUGUAGCGCUAUAACCACGAAUUUGUGUUUUUGUUCGAAAUUAAUUAGAAUGAUUUGAUUGUCCGUUUCUUUUAUUGUUCCUUUUUUUGCUAUUUAAUUAAAAUUCGUUUCGUUUUAUUUCCAUUUAAAUUGACUAACAAGACCGCACCAAAUGGUCGCAACCGUUAUUCCAUAGUUAGUCUGUGGUUCACGUUUGACAAUUUAAUUCUACGAACAAAAAGAAAAUGUUCGUCCAAGACUUGAAAACGGAUUUCUACAAUGUUGUGAUCGGAAAGCGAAUAUUGGUCAUUGUUAACUAUGACAUUGACGGGAUCUGUGCCAGUAAAAUACUGCAAUCGCUAUUCAAAUAUGAACACAUGCUGUACACCGUGGUACCGGUAAUGGGCGUCUUGGGAUGCCAUCGAGCAUAUAUGGAACAUAAGGAAGAUGUUAAAUUUGUUGUGCUAAUCAAUUGUGGCGGCUGUAUCGAUAUUGUGGAGGUCUUUCAACCCGACGAAGAUGUCAUUUUUUUUGUGUGUGACUCGCAUCGGCCAAUGGAUGUGUGCAACAUUUACAGUGACAAUCAAAUUCGAAUUCUCGGCGACAUAAAUCCAGAUGACGGAAUACCCAGCUUCGAGGACAUAUUUAGAGAAUCUGACGACGAAGACGACGACGACAUUGAUAAUGACAUAUCCGACGAUGACGAUCAGCAACAGCAUCAGUCCCGUGCCGAACGAUUCGAACGACAAGUGGCAAAGCGGAGAGAGAAGCGAAAAUGGGAGGAAAAUCGCAACAAAAUCAUGUUUGACUAUUCACAGUACAGCUACUACGGCAGAAGUUCGGCGCUGCUAAUAUUCGAAUUGGCCUGGAAAUUGACAAAGGACUCAAUGGACCUCCUAUGGUGGGCCAUCGUUGGUAUUACCGAACAAUUAGUUUUAGGAAAAAUCGAAAGUUCCGCAUACAUUCUGGAAACGGACAAAAUUCAAUUGCACGUAUCACGUCUGACGAAUAAAAACAGCGACAAUUCGUUGCAAACCGCCUUGCGGAUUAAUCUGGAAAAUGACCUGCAUUUGGCGCUGUACCGUCACUGGAGCGUAUACGAUUCGCUGAAACAUUCUCAGUAUUCGGCAUGCAAAUUGAAAUUGUGGACCGCACGCGGUGAAAAGAGAUUACAAGAAUUAUUGGUUGAAAUGGGACUGCCGCUGGUACAAGCGAAACAAACAUUUUCUUCGAUGGAUUUGGUGUUGCGCAAAGAAUUCUACGAAAUGAUCGAGAAACUGUCGGAGAAAUAUAAUCUGCCUGACAUCGUUUACGGUUCAUUUACGCUGCAAUAUGGCUACAGGAAUCGCUAUUCAGCCUCCGACUAUGUCUACUCAAUGGUGGCAAUACUGGAAUCGAUUAAAAAGGAUCGUUCGCCAGAAUUUUGUUUCCUGGAAGCACUGGACAGUCUGGCUCGAACAAACAAAAACAUUUUGGACAACGGCAUCACGAAGGCCAAACAAUUUCUGAAUGUUCUGUUCCGACAAGUACAGACCAGCUUGGAAAUGCAUCAAGUUCAUUCGGCCGGUCCGUUUCUGUACAUUGUCAUCAACGAAGAGAAUCCAUUCUUUGCCUGUCCGUACGGACUGACAAUGUUGGCCAAAUUCGUGCUGCAGGGUCAUGUGGCGAUAUCGAAAAAUCGACGAGCGCCCGAACUACCCUUAAUAGCCAGUUGUCCGGUCGACGCGGAACGGGGACUGUGCCUGAUGGUCGGUGUAGCUCCGGUUUGCGAAGACUCGCCGAAAAAUUUCUUCGGCAAGGCAUUCGAACAGGCGGCACAGAAGAGCAAUGCCGUCAUAUCACAGGAUUUCUUCGACACAUCCGUUAUACAAAUCAAACAAUCGGAUGUCACUAAGUUUUUAGAUGGUUUAACCGUGUUAUUAAGCUAAUUUAGUUGUCUCGAAUUCACUGUAACUUUGCCGCGCAUCUUAAUUAAAUUAAUUUUAGAAUUGAAAA
Molecule: messenger RNA, 2017 nt
Organism: Bradysia coprophila
Lineage: Eukaryota; Metazoa; Arthropoda; Insecta; Diptera; Sciaridae
Gene: Cdc45
Product: cell division cycle protein 45
Biological process (GO): DNA replication initiation; double-strand break repair via break-induced replication; mitotic DNA replication preinitiation complex assembly
Cellular component (GO): DNA replication preinitiation complex
Molecular function (GO): single-stranded DNA binding; DNA replication origin binding; chromatin binding
Source: RefSeq, a predicted model, not a curated record